AUGUCCUCCCGCAGCCCCCGGCCCCCGCCCCGCCGCUGCCGCCGCCGCCUGCCGCGCCCCUCCUGCUGCUGCUGCUGCUGCCGCCGCUCACACCUCAACGAGGACACGGGCCGCUUCGUGCUGCUGGCGGCGCUCAUCGGCCUCUACCUGGUGGCGGGUGCCACCGUCUUCUCGGCGCUCGAGAGUCCGGGCGAGGCGGAGGCGCGGGCGCGCUGGGGCGCCACGCUGCGCAACUUCAGCGCGGCGCACGGCGUGGCCGAGCCGGAGCUGCGCGCCUUCCUCCGGCACUACGAGGCCGCGCUGGCAGCCGGCGUCCGAGCGGAUGCGCUGCGCCCGCGCUGGGACUUCCCCGGCGCCUUCUACUUCGUGGGCACAGUGGUGUCGACCAUAGGUUUCGGCAUGACCACCCCAGCCACGGUGGGCGGGAAGGCCUUCCUCAUCGCCUAUGGGCUGUUCGGCUGCGCCGGGACCAUCCUGUUCUUCAACCUCUUCCUGGAGCGCAUCAUCUCGCUGCUGGCCUUCAUCAUGCGCGCCUGCCGGGAGCGCCAGCUGCGCCGGAGCGGCUUGCUGCCCGCCACCUUCCGCCGCGGCUCCGCGCUCUCGGAGGCCGACUGCCUGGCAGGCUGGAAGCCCUCGGUGUACCACGUGCUGUUGAUCCUGGGCCUGUUCGCCGUGCUGCUGUCCUGCUGCGCCUCGGCCAUGUACACCAGCGUGGAGGGCUGGGACUACGUGGACUCGCUCUACUUCUGCUUCGUUACCUUCAGCACCAUCGGCUUCGGGGACCUGGUGAGCAGCCAGCACGCCGCCUACCGGAACCAGGGGCUCUACCGCCUGGGCAAUUUCCUCUUCAUCCUGCUUGGCGUGUGCUGCAUCUACUCGCUCUUCAACGUCAUCUCCAUCCUCAUCAAGCAGGUGCUCAACUGGAUGCUGCGCAAGCUGAGCUGCCGCUGCUGCGCGCGCUGCUGCCCCGCGCCCGGCGCGCCCCUGGCCCGGCGCAACGCCAUCACCCCGGGCUCCCGGCUGCGCCGCCGCCUGGCCGCACUCGGCGCCGACCCCGCGGCCCGCGACAGCGACGCCGAGGGCCGCCGCCUGUCGGGCGAGCUCAUCUCCAUGCGCGACCUCACGGCCUCCAACAAGGUGUCGCUGGCGCUGCUGCAGAAGCAGCUGUCGGAGACGGCCAACGGCUACCCGCGCAGCGUGUGCGUCAAUACGCGCCAGAACGGCUUCUCGGGUGGCGUGGGCGCGCUGGGCAUCAUGAACAACCGCCUGGCCGAGACCAGCGCCUCCAGGUAG
This is a messenger RNA of Rangifer tarandus platyrhynchus (Svalbard reindeer), 1293 nucleotides long. The record is from the annotation of a GenBank genome assembly. Lineage: Eukaryota; Metazoa; Chordata; Mammalia; Artiodactyla; Cervidae.